This is a messenger RNA of Acanthoscelides obtectus, 4673 nucleotides long. The record is from the annotation of a GenBank genome assembly. NCBI's taxonomy places the organism in Eukaryota, Metazoa, Arthropoda, Insecta, Coleoptera, Chrysomelidae.
AUGAGUGCUUUGCAUUUUGUUAAUAACAUCAUUGCCUUUAUUCCAGGAUACGAAUGGGUAGGAUGGAGGAACGACACUGCUGGAUGGGCUGGACUGCCACUAGAAAUAACCUUCGAGUUUGAUAAGGUCCGAAAUUUUUCUGCUGCUUAUCUCCACACCAACAAUCUCUUCACUAGUGAUGUUCAGGUAUUUUCCCAUGCAAGAGUCUUCUUCAGCACAAAUGGCCACACCUUCAAUCCGGAACCCGUACAUUUUUCCUACAUGCCAGAUCUCGUUAUGGAGCACUCCAGAAACGUCACAAUCAAGUUACAUCACCGCUUUGGUAAAUACCUGAAGAUACAACUGUACUUCGCUUCCAAGUGGAUACUACUGAGUGAGGUAGCAUUUGACUCUGUUCCAGCAUCGGGGAAUUUCACCGACCUCGUAGAAGACGACACCGCGCUGCCUCCUAUAGGUCCAGAGUACCCUCCUCAACGUGACGAAGUGAAAAGUACCACCUCAAAAGUGGCCAAUCUGACUGUAUCUCAAUCAAAAACAGACGGUCGUACCGACGAUGAGCCCGAAAGCUAUAUUGGAUUCAUCAUUGGUGCUCUCACCGUCGUGAUAUUGAUACUCGUAGCUGCUAUUGUAUUCAUCGCUUUUAGGAACCAGAGGAUUAAGGCAAUCUCUGGACUGACUGCUAUACCUACUGUGAGGAGUGAUUUGGAAUGCGAGAAGGCGGCCGUUGACGGUGACAGAGAGUGCAAGCCAAUGGAAUCCGUGGACCGUCCUGAACUGUACGCCCGCCACGUCGCGCACCAUCAGCAUCUCAUUAGUCCGGAUUAUUCAGAGGUUCCUGAUCUAGUGAGCCAAGAGUACGCAGUCCCAACGCUCAGGGUGGCUUCAAAAAUAGAUAAAGCCAAACCAUCUCAAGUGGCACACAGUCUUUUGCUCAAACCGCCUCCAGUACCGCCUCCUCCCAAAGGGUACUACACCCAGCGAGAAAUCAACACUGUUACCCUCCCACCUUCGCCGCCACUGUCGCCUACGGUGCCAUCGGUCUUCAACAGAUGCAGCUUGAAAAACCACUUCAUGCUCCCCCUAAGCCCAGAGCCAGACGAUGAGACAGCAAGUGCGGGUGAUUCAAGCAGCGCUUUAGAAGAGGAGCCACAGGUGUCAAUUCAGAAGUUUCCUAGGGAAAAGUUCCGCAUCGUCGAUAAAAUCGGCGAGGGACAUUUCGGAGAUGUGCAUCUGUGCGAGAUGCUGGAGUCGCCUGAGGAUGCGCCUAAUAAGUUGGUGGUACUGCAUACGCUCAAAGUAGAGACCUUCCGGGAGGAGUUUGUCCAGGAAGUGAAAGCCCUAGCGCGACUGAAGGAUCCGAACGUGUCCAGAUUGCUGGGGGCUAGCCUUGAUGAGGAACCCUUAUACGCGGUUCGAGAGUACGGAGUUAUGGGGGACCUGUGCCAGUUCCUGCAGGAUCAUGUGGCGGAGACUGCCACGCCGUUGGCACCCAGUGCAUGUACACUCAGUGUGUUUUAGAAAUGGAAGAGAAGGUGUUGAAUGCAACUUGCUCAACAAUUUCAGAAGUCGAUACCACAUGGCUCGCUAUAAAGAUGAUGCUCGUAUUUGCACCCGCGGUGGCACUGUUUGUGAUGAUAGUGUGUGUAGCAGUGCCCUGCUUGAAGAGUUACCUCAAAGUGCGUUUUGAAGAGGAUAUUGAGGAAAACGUUGAAGAUCCUCAAGCUGAGACUGAUUGUGACAGAUCCAGUUUGCAGUAUGGAAACCUUGCCAAUCAGAUUGAUUUAAUGGGACGUAUUGGGAAAGGGAGGUAUAGUGAAGUUUGGAAAGGGUUAUGGAAAGAAGAGUUAGUGGCAGUUAAAGUCUUACCGUCAAAGUAUGGAGUCGUCUGGAUGAAGGAGACAGAAAUCUAUAGCACACUCCUGGUAAAAAAUGAGUAUAUCCUGGGAUACUUCGGGUCAGAUACGGUAACAAGGGAGGGCAUAACCGCUCAUUGGAUUGUGACUCAGUACCACCCAUUAGAUCUUUCUGACUAUUUAAUGAAGACUGUCCUGAAUACCACAAAAACGCUAGAUUUUAGCCUUUCUAUAGUAAAAGGGCUGGUUCACCUCCAUCACGAAAUACUCGGAAUACAGGGAAAGCCAGCUAUAGCUCACAGAGACCUGAAAAGUAAGAAUGUACUGGUGAAAUCUGACGGAAGCUGCUGCAUAGGCGAUUUUGGAUCAGCCAUCUCACAGGCCGAUCAUGAAAACCAGCAAAUGUCGGCCCAGCUUGUGCAAGUUGGAACCGUACGUUAUAUGAGCCCGGAAGUUUUAGACUCAAGCAUUCGAAAGGCCUGUUUUGAGUAUUUUAAGAAAUCAGACAUUUAUGCGCUAUCGCUAGUCUUUUGGGAACUAUGUUGCAGAACCGUAACAAACAACGAGGUUGAUAACAAACAAAUGCCUUAUUUCAACAUAGUACCAAAAUCACCAUCCAUACAGGAAAUGAAGAAAAUUGUAUGUGAUGAGAAUGUUAGACCUAUGAUUAUGGAGAGAUGGUCUUCAGAUCCUAUUUUGAGUGGUAUGACCAAAAUAAUGGAGGAAUGUUGGCACCAGAAUCCUGAUGCGCGUUUAUCAGCGCUACAAAUCAAAGAAUCUUUGUUAAAGCUGACGUAACAGAAGGACAUUUUCUGAGAAAUGAUUUGACAAGCUCUCUUGAAAUAGAUGUCUAGACAUCUCUAAGUGGACCGAACCUCCAUAACCCAUAAAGUUUACAACCUUUAGCAUAAACAGAAAGGCUGCUCGUAGAAAGAUAGACAUUUGUUUGUUUAUAUACUCGUAGGUACGAAUAUCAUGAUAAUCAAGAUGAAAGGAAAUUUCACGCUGAUAAAACAUGAUAUAACUCAAAAGCAAGCACAAUUGGAUGCAAAUAGAUGUUUGUGACAUAACCUCAAAAUAGAGCGCUGACACGGAGAAGUAUAAAACUAUGCUCGUUUUCGCGACUGGAAGACCUUAUCGCCAAUUUACGUGGGAAGUAAUUAACGAUUAUGAAUUACUUCUUUUUCAGCAUUUGGAAUUCCAAUUUUGAGUCAAUUAAGAAAUCGGACAUUUAUGCGCUAUCGCUGGAAUUAGAUAGAUGGUCUUCAGAUCCUCAUUCAAAAGGCCUAUUUUGAGUCGCUUAAGAAAUCAGACAUUUAUGCGCUGUCGCUGGUAUUUUGGGAAUUAUGUCGCAGAGCUAUGACGAACAAUGAGGUUGUUCAAACAACUUUCAGAAUCAAAACCGAUUGCAAACAUAGUCCGAAAAAAAAGUACAGCGGACGACAACUGUCUUUUUCAGAAUUUCACCGUGAAACCUUUGUGUCCUACGUUUAACAAAGAUAUCAUUAAAGUAACUUCCGAAAGUGUCAAACUGAUACAAAAAAUGUGUUUACUACGUUUAACCCCAUCUUUUGGCAUUUGAACUCGUAUUAAUUCUAUUCACAAAUCAUCUUCCAGGAGUGCGCUGUUUCACUUUCGUGUUUCUUGAAACUCUUCAAAUCAGAGAAUUGAAUUAAGAUUCACAAAACUCCACUAAUACUCAUGAUUAGAAGAGAUAUUGUCAAGGUCUUCUAAGGCACCUUUUGAUUGCUAUUUUUCGAGUAACAUCGUCGAUGGCAUGAAGUCAGUAGGUCUGGACAUACAAAAUGUUCUCACGUACCGGUUCUGUAACUCGUACCAAUUUUAUUACUUAUAACAUAAAAUUUGUCCCCUUUGAAUUGCCAGAUGACAUGCCGCCAUUUUGAUUGUCUCUUGCAUGCCAUUGGUCUAAACGCGUUCAGCUCCAUGCAUAUACGGGGGUACUACAAUAGUUACCUCGACUAGGUCAGCCAAAGAAGACAUGAAGAUCCAUCUUUAUUAAUCAUUUCCAACGAGCACCCAAUUUGGAUGCUCGUAAAAAGUUAAACAUAUGUUUGAUUAUACAGGUAAGAGUACUAGAAAAUGAGAUGUAAUCAAAUGAAAUAUUCAACUUUAAAAGAGUACAAAAGUUUAAGUAAAUCACAGCCGAGAGAGGUUUUUUUGGUAGAGUUUUCCUCGUAUCUCGGCUUGCUGUCACUUUAACGUUAACAACUGUCCAACUCUCCCACCUGUCGAAUUGGUAGGUGUUGAACAGAAUAGCUCAUCGAAUACUAUGGAGAAAAUCAUUUGUUAAUCUCCUUGUACAUAUUCUAAAAUUACCCCUUUCAAAUACGACACCUCUGAAUGAAUAACCAUCUGUCUGAUCUCUCAGUCCAGGUAACCAGCUCUGUGUUUGGGUUUCGAGAGAAAAGAACUCGUAAGCUCUCCGUUUUUUAGCACUUACAUUCUCAAUUUCCUUCUGGUCAUGAUUCAACUAAAUUUUCAUUCAGUGGCUGUUGUGAUUCUUGACAGUUUCAACAUUAUUCAAUUGAGCAUCUUUUAAUAUCACAUUAAUAUUGAUAAUGAAAUUAUCCCAAUCUCUUGAUCUCAUGGAACUCAUCUGAUUUAUAUCUCUAGUCCUCCUUCCAUACAUGAUGAGCUUAUUCUUUGAAUUGAGGUUUGAAUUUCAAUUAGAUAUAACCACUAUAAAUUUCAUCCUUGAUAGUUACUCAUUUGGCUGACAGAGUAACUCAACUAAACAACCCAGUCUUUUCUUCUCUUAAGUAACCUUUUUUAUUUUUUAUCUUAGAGGGUUAAUAAACG